Messenger RNA from Hipposideros armiger (great roundleaf bat), 12671 nucleotides. It is a transcript of the gene UTRN, whose product is annotated as utrophin. The transcript is spliced from 73 exons. Gene Ontology annotation, cellular component: plasma membrane. The coding region runs from base 613 to 10650 and encodes 3345 amino acids. The record is from RefSeq and is a predicted model, not a curated record. Gene Ontology annotation, molecular function: zinc ion binding; protein binding. Gene Ontology annotation, biological process: synaptic signaling. Lineage: Eukaryota; Metazoa; Chordata; Mammalia; Chiroptera; Hipposideridae.
GCGCACAAAGUUGUGGAGUCGCCGCGCCUCGGAGGCGGGCAGCGGGCGGCCGCAGCCUGCCGCGGGCUUUCUCCCGCCGCGGGGCGAGGAGGAGCCUCCGGCUCCCGAAGCCGAUUGGGGAAUCACCGGGAGCGCACUGCCCCCUUCUUUUGGGCCAUUUCUGCGGACGGAAAACUAGUGUUUGGCAAACUUGGUGCCUGCGCGCCUGCUCCAGGUUUGCACUAGGACUGUUGUGCUUUUUUGGCGGAACUACCGGGCAGGAAGAUUGCACAAGUCAGAGGCGUUUUGAAUCGGGUGUCCAAAAACAGAAAAGAAAAAAAUUCCUGUUUUUUUUUCGGACGUUGUCUAGGUCUCCACUUUUCAUUUUUAAAGAACAUCGCACCCAGAACUCACGCUCGCACAGUCCAGCCCCCCCCCCCGCGGUUUCUACGACCCAAACAUCCAGACCGGAGCCCUUGGCCGCUGGGGACGCGGCGGCGGCGGCUGGGAGGCGAGGCGGCCCGCGGGUCACGGGAGCAGGUAUUGAUGUCAAGCUGGAGCAUUAUAGAAAACUGAAAGUCUUAAAAAAGAGUAUUUAGGAAAGUCUUUGGAUUAUAUCGAAACCCAGCAAAGAUGGCCAAGUGUGGAGAGCUUGAACCCAGGCCUGACGAUGGGCAGAACGAGUUCAGUGACAUCAUUAAGUCCAGAUCUGAUGAACACAAUGACGUGCAGAAGAAAACUUUCACCAAAUGGAUUAAUGCUCGAUUUUCAAAGAGUGGGAAACCACCCAUCAGUGAUAUGUUCACAGACCUCAAGGAUGGAAGGAAGCUAUUGGAUCUUCUAGAAGGCCUCACAGGAACAUCACUGCCAAAGGAACGUGGUUCUACAAGGGUCCAUGCUUUAAACAAUGUCAACAGAGUGCUGCAGGUUUUACACCAGAACAAUGUGGAUUUAGUGAACAUCGGAGGAACUGACAUCGUAGAUGGAAAUCACAAACUGACUCUGGGGUUGCUUUGGAGCAUCAUUCUGCACUGGCAGGUCAAGGAUGUCAUGAAGGAUAUCAUGUCAGACCUGCAGCAGACGAACAGCGAGAAGAUCCUGCUGAGCUGGGUGCGCCAGUCCACCAGGCCGUACAGCCAGGUCAAUGUCCUGAACUUCACCACCAGCUGGACGGAUGGGCUCGCCUUCAACGCAGUGCUCCACCGACAUAAACCUGAUCUCUUCAGCUGGGAUAGAGUUGUCAAAAUGUCCCCAAUUGAGAGACUUGAACAUGCCUUCAGCAAGGCUCAAAAUUAUUUGGGAAUUGAAAAGCUGUUGGAUCCGGAAGACGUUGCUGUUCAGCUUCCUGACAAGAAAUCCAUAAUUAUGUAUUUAACGUCUUUGUUUGAGGUGCUACCUCAGCAAGUCACUAUAGAUGCCAUCCGUGAAGUAGAGACACUCCCAAGGAAAUACAAGAAAGAAUGUGAAGAAGGAGAAAUUAAUAUACAGAGCCCAGUGCCAGAGGAGGAGCAUGAGAGCCCCCGCGCUGAAACGCCCAGCACGGUCACCGAGGUGGACAUGGAUCUGGACAGCUAUCAGAUAGCCCUGGAGGAAGUGCUCACCUGGCUGCUUUCUGCCGAGGACACUUUCCAGGAGCAGGAUGACAUUUCUGAUGAUGUUGAAGAAGUCAAAGACCAGUUUGCCACCCAUGAAGCUUUUAUGAUGGAGCUGACUGCACACCAGAGUAGCGUAGGGAGUGUCCUGCAGGCAGGAAACCAGCUGAUAACACAAGGCACUCUGUCAGAUGAGGAGGAGUUUGAGAUUCAGGAACAGAUGACCCUGCUGAAUGCGAGAUGGGAGGCCCUGAGGGUGGAGAGUAUGGACAGACAGUCCCGGCUGCAUGACGUGCUGAUGGAACUGCAGAAGCAGCAACUGCAACAGCUCUCUGCCUGGUUAACACUCACCGAAGAGCGCAUUCAAAAGAUGGAAACUUGCCCCCUGGAUGAUGAUUUAAAAUCUCUACAAAAGCUGCUAGAAGAACAUAAAAGUUUGCAAAAUGAUCUUGAGGCUGAACAGGUGAAGGUAAAUUCAUUAACUCACAUGGUGGUAAUUGUUGAUGAAAACAGUGGUGAGAGUGCUACAGCUGUUCUAGAAGAUCAGUUACAGAAACUCGGUGAACGUUGGACAGCAGUGUGCCGAUGGACUGAAGAACGCUGGAAUAGGUUACAAGAAAUCAAUAUAUUGUGGCAGGAAUUACUGGAAGAACAGUGCUUGUUGAAAGCUUGGCUAACUGAAAAAGAAGAAGCUUUAAAUAAAGUCCAGACGAGCAACUUCAGAGACCAGAAGGAGCUAAGUGUCAGUGUUCGGCGACUGGCUAUUUUGAAGGAAGACAUGGAAAUGAAACGUCAAGCAUUGGAUCAGCUGAGUGAGAUUGGCCAGGAUGUGGGUCAAUUACUUGAUAAUCCUAAAGCGUCUAGGAAGAUCAACAGCGACUCCGAGGAACUGACUCAGAGGUGGGAUUCUCUUGUCCAGAGACUAGAAGAUUCCUCCAACCAGGUGACUCAGGCUGUCGCCAAGCUGGGGAUGUCCCAGAUUCCUCAGAAGGACCUUUUGGAGACUGUUCGCAUAAGAGAACAAGUAACUACAAAAAGGUCUAAGCAAGAGCUGCCUCCUCCUCCUCCGCCAAAGAAGAGACAGAUCCCUGUGGAUCUGGAAGCUAAGAAAAAGUUUGAUGCUGUAAGUGCAGAGCUGUUGGACUGGAUUUUGAAAUCAAAGACCACCAUUCAGGACACAGAAAUAAAAGAAUAUAAGAAGAUGCAAGAGACAUCAGAAAUGAAAAAGAAGUUGAAGGGAAUAGAAAAAGAACGGACAGAAAGAAGGCCCAGACUGGAUGAAUUAAACCAAACUGGACAAAUCCUCUUGGAACAGAUGGGAAAAGAAGGUCUUCCUACUGAAGAUACAAAAAAUAUUCUGGAGAAGGUAGUAUCAGAAUGGAAGAGUAUAUCUCAGCAUUUGGAAGAUGUGGCAAGAAUGAUUCAGCUCCAGGAAGAUAUAAAUGCUUACUUUCAGCAACUCGAUGAGCUUGACAAGACCGUGAAGACAGCGGAGGAAUGGGUUAAACAUGCUCCCUUCUCAGAGCCUCCCCAGCAGUCCUUGCCACGUUUGAAGGACUCCUGUCAGAGGGAACUGACAAACCUCCUUGGCCUCCAACCCCAAAUUGAAAUGGUCCAUGCCAGCUGCGCAGCCCUCAAGUCCAGGCCGUCUGCCCCAGAUUUUGUCCAGCAGAGCUUUGAUCGCUUUCUGGGCCGCUACCAAUCUGUGCAACAGGAUUUACAGGACCAUCAACAACAGCUAGAGAACGAAAUGAAGAGCCAACCUGGACAUGCAUAUUUGGAAACACUGCAAACACUGAAAGAUGUGCUAAAUGAUGUAGAUAAUAAGGCCCAGACACCUUUGAAUGCCUUGAACGAUCUUGCAAAGGUGGAGAAAGCCCUGCAAGGGAAAAAGGCCCUUGAUGAAAUCCUUGAGAAUCAAAAACCUACUUUAUAUACACUUGCAGAAGAAACAAAGGCUUUGGAGGAAAACGUUUCUCCAGAUGUAGAAAAGAUGUAUAAUCAAGAAUUUAAUGAUGUUCAAGGAAAGUGGAACAAACUAAAGGUCAAGGUUUCCAAAGAUCUGCAUUUGCUUGAGGAAAUUACCCCCAAACUCAGAACUUUUGAGGCUGAUUCGAAAGUCAUUGAGAAGUGGAUGGAUGGUGUGAAAGACUUCUUAAUGAUAGAGCAGGCCGUCCAAGGCGAUUCCGAAGGGCUACAAAGGCAGCUGGACCAAUGCUCGGCAUUUGUCAAUGAACUAGAAGCAGUCGAAUCAUCUUUGAAAGACAUGAAGGAAACAGAGGCUAACCUUCGAAGUUGUCCUCUUGCUGGAAUCAAAAUGCGGGUGCAGACAAAACUAGCUGACUACCAAACCCAACUGGAGAAAUUUAGCAAGGAGAUUGCUAUUCAAAAGAAUAGGUUAUCUGAAAGUCAGGAAAAAGCAGUGAACCUGAAGAAAGACUUGGCAGAGAUGCAGGAAUGGAUGACCCAGGCGGAAGAAGAAUACCUGGAGAGAGAUUUUGAGUACAAGUCACCAGAAGAACUUGAGAGUGCUGUGGAAGAAAUGAAGAGGGCAAAAGAGGAUGUGUUGCAGAAGGAGGUGAGAGUGAAGAUUCUGAAGGACAACAUCAAGUUAUUGGCUGCAAAAGCGCCCUCUGGUGGCCAGGAAUUGACAUCGGAGCUGAACGUCGUGCUGGAGAAUUACCAGCUUCUUUGUAAUAGAAUUCGAGGGAAGUGCCACACGCUAGAGGAGGUGUGGUCUUGCUGGAUUGAACUGCUUCACUAUUUGGACCUAGAAACCACCUGGCUAAACACCCUGGAAGAGCGGAUGAGGAGCGCAGAGGCCCUGCCUGAGAAGGCAGAUGCCCUCAGCGAAGCCCUGGAGUCUCUAGAAUCUGUUUUGCGACAUCCAGCGGAUAAUCGUACCCAGAUUCGGGAACUUGGCCAAACUCUGAUUGAUGGAGGGAUCCUUGAUGAUAUAAUCAGUGAGAAACUAGAGGCUUUCAACAGUCGGUAUGAAGAACUGAGUCACCUGGCAGAGAGCAAGCAGAUUUCUUUGGAAAAGCAACUCCAGGUCCUGCGGGAAACCGAUCACAUGCUUCAAGUCUUGCAGGAGAGCUUAGGGGAGCUGGACCAGCAGCUCACCACAUACUUGACUGAUAGGAUAGAUGCCUUCCAAGUUCCACAGGAAGCUCAGAAAAUCCAAGCAGAGAUCUCAGCCCAUGAGCUUACGCUAGAGGAGUUGAGAAGAAAUACCCGUUCUCAGCCUCCACCUUCCCCAGAAGGCAGGACUGCUAGAGGAAGUCAGAUGGAUGUGUUGCAGAGAAAACUUCGAGAGGUAUCGACAAAGUUCCAGCUUUUCCAGAAGCCUGCUAACUUCGAACAGCGCAUGCUUGACUGCAAGCGUGUGCUGGAUGGUGUGAAAGCAGAGCUUCAUGUUCUGAACGUGAAGGAUGUGGACCCGGAAGUCAUCCAGACCCACCUGGACAAGUGUAUGAAACUCUACAAAACUUUAAGUGAAGUCAAACUUGAAGUGGAGACUGUAAUCAAAACAGGAAGGCACAUUGUCCAGAAGCAGCAAACUGACAACCCCAAGGGGAUGGAUGAACAACUGACCUUGCUGAAGGUUCUCUACAACGACCUGGGGGCCCAGGUGACAGAGGGAAAACAGGACCUGGAGAGAGCGUCCCAGCUGGCCCGGAAAAUGAAGAAAGAGGCUGCUUCUCUCUCUGAAUGGCUUUCUGUUACUGAAGCUGAAUUGGUACAGAAAUCCACUUCAGAAGGAUUGCUUGGUGACCUGGAUACAGAAAUUUCCUGGGCUAAAAAUGUUCUGAAGGAUCUGGAAAAGAGAAAAGCUGAUUUAAACACCAUCACAGAAAGUAGUGCCGCCCUCCAGAACUUGGUAGAGGGCAGUGAGCCUGUUUUAGAAGAGAGGCUCUGUGUCCUUAACGCUGGGUGGAGCCGAGUUCGCACCUGGACCGAGGAUUGGUGCAACACCUUAAUGACUCAUCAGAACCAGUUGGAAAUAUUUGAUGGAAAUGUUGCUCACAUAAGUACCUGGCUUUAUCAAGCUGAAGCUCUGUUGGAUGAGAUUGAAAAGAAACCAGCAAGUAAACAGGAAGAAAUUGUGAAGCGUUUACUAUCUGAGCUGGAUGAUGCCAGCCUUCAAGUUGAGAAAGUCCGCGAUCAAGCCGUUGUUUUGAUGAAUGCUCGUGGAGGCUCAAGCAGGGAGCUUGUAGAGCCAAAAUUAGCUGAACUGGAUAGAAACUUUGAAAAGGUGUCUCAACACAUCAAUAGUGCCAAAUUGCUAAUUGGCCAAGAACCAUUAUCAUACCAAUGUCUGGUCACCACUGAAGCAUUUGAAACUGAUGUGCCUUUCUCUGACUUGGAAAAAUUAGAAUAUGACAUAGAAAAUAUGUUAAAAGUUAUGGAAAAACACUUGGAAACCAGUAAUGAAGAUGAAAAGAUGGAUGAGGAGAGAGCCCAGAUUGAGGAAGUUCUACAAAGAGGAGAACAAAUGUUACAUCAACCUAUGGAGGAUAGUAAGAAAGAAAAGAUCCGUUUGCAGUUAUUACUUUUGCAUGCAAGAUACAACAAAACUAAGAAUAUCAAAGACCAACUGGACAAACUCGGAGAGCAGAUUGCAGUCAUUCAUGAAAAACAACCAGAUGUUAUCCUCGAAGCCUCGGGACCUGAGGCCAUUCAGAUCAGGGAUACACUUUCUCAGCUGAAUGCAAAGUGGGACAGAAUUAAUAGAAUGUAUAAUGAUCGUAAAGGGUAUUUUGACAGGGCUGUGGAAGAAUGGAGGCAGUUCCACUGUGACCUUAAUGACCUCACCCAGUGGAUAACAGAAGCCGAAGAAUUACUGGCAGAUACGUUUGCUCCAGAUGGUGGCCUGGACUUAGAGAAAGCCAGGAUACAUCAGCAGGAACUCGAAGAGGGAAUCAGCAGCCACCAGCCCAGUUUUGCAGCACUAAACAGAACUGGGGACAUGAUUGUCCAGAAACUCUCCCCCACCGAUGGAAGCUUCUUGAAAGACAAGCUAGCAGGUUUGAACGAACGCUGGAGUGCGAUCAUUGCAGAAGCGAAGGCGCGGCGGCCAAGGCUAAAAGGAGAAAGUAAGCAGGUGAUGGAAUAUAGAAAAAGACUAGAUGAGAUUAUCUGUUGGUUAACCAAGGCUGAGAAUGCUGUGCUAAAGAGGUCCACCCCUGAGCUGGAAGAAAACCUGCAAGAAUUAACAUGCUUAACCCAGGAGAUGGACGUACAAGGUGAAAAACUCAAAUGGCUGAAUAGAACUGAGUUGGACAUGCUUUCAGAUAAAAGCCUGAGUUUACACGAAAGAGAAAACAUUUCAGAAAACUUGAGAACUAUAAAUUCGACAUGGAAUAAGGUAUGCAGAGAAGUGCCUAGCGCACUGAAGGAAUGCAUGCAGGAGCCCUGUUCUGUUUCUCAUACAAGAAUUGCUGCUCAUCCUAGUGUCCAAAAGGUGGUGCUAGCAUCCUCUGCGUCAGAUAUUCCUGUCCAGUGUCCUCGAACUUUGGAAAUUUCAAUGCCUGCCGAUCUGGAUAAAACGAUAACAGAACUAGCCGACUGGCUGGUAUUGAUCGACCAGAUGCUGAAGUCCAACAUUGUCACCGUCGGGGAUAUAGAAGAGAUCAAUAAGACGGUUUCCAGAAUGAAAAUCACAAAGGCCGACUUAGAACAGCGCCAUCCUCAGCUUGAUUUUGUUUUUACACUGGCUCAGAAUUUGAAAAAUAAAGCUUCCAGUUCAGAUGUGAGAACAGCAAUCACAGAAAAAUUGGAAAAGGUCAAGAACCAGUGGGAUAACACUCAGCAUGGCGUCGAGGUCCGGCAGCAACAGCUGGAGGACAUGGUUAUUGAUAGUCUUCAGUGGGAUGACCACAGGGAAGAGACUGAAGAACUUAUGAGAAAAUAUGAGGCUCGCCUGUAUAUUCUGCAACAAGCCCGAAGGGAUCCACUCAUCAAACAGAUUUCUGAUAAUCAAAUACUGCUUCAAGAACUGGGCCCUGGAGAUGGUAUCGUAAUGGCGUUUGAUAAUGUCCUGCAGAAGCUGCUGGAGGAAUAUGGUAAUGAUGACACGAGGAAUGUGAAAGAAACCACCGAGUAUUUAAAAACAUCAUGGAUCAAUCUCAAACAAAGCAUCGCUGACAGACAGAGUGCCUUGGAGGAUGAGCUGAGGACAGUGCAGGCCACUCGCAGGGACCUGGAGAACUUCCUGAAGUGGAUACAAGAGGCAGAAACCACAGUUAAUGUGCUCGCCGAUGCCUCUCAGCGGGAGAGUGCUCGUCAGGACACGGUCUUGGCCAAGGAGCUCACACAGCAGAUGCAGGAUAUCCAGGCGGAAAUUGAUGCUCACAAUGACAUAUUUAAAAGUAUUGAUGGAAACAGGCAGAAGAUGGUAAAAGCUUUGGGAAAUUCUGAAGAGGCUACUAUGCUUCAGCAUCGACUGGAUGACAUGAACCAAAGAUGGAAUGACUUAAAAGCAAAAUCUGCUAGCAUCAGGGCCCAUUUGGAGGCCAGUGCCGAGAAAUGGAACAGGUUGCUGACGUCCUUAGAAGAACUGAUCAAAUGGCUGAAUAUGAAAGAUGAAGAGCUUAAAAACCAAAUGCCUAUUGGAGGGGAUGUCCCAGCCUUACAGCUCCAACACGAUCAUUGUAAAGCGCUGAGACGUGAGUUAAAGGAGAAAGAGUAUUCUGUCCUGAAUGCUAUAGACCAAGCUCGAGUUUUCCUGGCUGAUCAGCCAAUUGAGGCCCCUGAAGAACCAAGAAGAAACCUACAAUCAAAAACAGAAUUGACUCCUGAGGAGAGAGCCCAAAAGAUUGCCAAAGCCAUGCGCAAACAGUCUUCUGAAGUUAAGGAGAAGUGGGAAAGUCUAAAUUCUGUUACUAGUAAUUGGCAAAAGCAAGUGGACAAGGCGUUGGAGAAACUCCGAGACCUGCAAGGAGCUAUGGACGACCUGGAUGCUGACAUGAAGGAGGCAGAGGCUGUGCGGAAUGGCUGGAAGCCCGUGGGCGACUUACUCAUAGACUCUCUGCAGGAUCACAUUGAAAAAACCAUGGCAUUUAGAGAAGAAAUUGCACCAAUCAACUUAAAAGUUAAAACAGUGAAUGAUUUAUCAAGUCAGCUGUCUCCACUUGACCUGCACCCGUCUCUAAAGAUGUCUCGCCAGCUAGAUGACCUUAACAUGCGAUGGAAGCUUUUGCAGGUUUCUGUGGACGAUCGCCUUAAACAGCUUCAGGAAGCCCAUAGAGAUUUCGGACCAUCCUCUCAGCAUUUUCUGUCUACUUCAGUCCAGCUGCCAUGGCAAAGAUCCAUUUCACAUAAUAAAGUGCCCUAUUACAUCAACCAUAAAACACAGACAACCUGUUGGGAUCAUCCUAAAAUGACCGAACUCUUUCAAUCCCUUGGAUCAGUGGAUCUCUUAGAGUUGAAUACAACAAAUGAAGUUUUCAAACAACACAAGCUGAACCAAAAUGAUCAGCUUCUUAGUGUUCCAGAUGUCAUUAACUGUCUGACAACAACUUAUGAUGGCCUUGAACAACUGCAUAAGGAUCUGGUCAACGUUCCGCUCUGUGUGGAUAUGUGUCUCAACUGGUUGCUCAAUGUAUAUGACACGGGUCGGACUGGAAAAAUCAGAGUGCAAAGUCUGAAGAUUGGCUUGAUGUCUCUCUCUAAAGGCCUCUUAGAAGAAAAAUACAGAUAUCUCUUUAAGGAAGUGGCGGGGCCGACAGAAAUGUGUGACCAGAGGCAGCUCGGCCUCUUACUUCACGAUGCCAUCCAGAUCCCCCGGCAGCUGGGGGAAGUAGCAGCUUUUGGGGGCAGUAAUAUUGAACCCAGUGUUCGCAGCUGCUUCCAACAGAAUAACAACAAGCCAGAGAUAAGUGUGAAAGAGUUUAUAGAUUGGAUGCGUCUGGAACCACAGUCCAUGGUUUGGCUGCCGGUUUUACAUCGAGUGGCAGCAGCUGAGACUGCCAAACAUCAGGCCAAAUGCAACAUCUGUAAAGAAUGUCCAAUUGUUGGAUUCAGGUAUAGAAGCCUCAAGCAUUUUAACUAUGAUGUCUGCCAGAGUUGCUUUUUCUCGGGCCGAACAGCAAAAGGUCACAAAUUACAUUAUCCAAUGGUGGAAUACUGCAUACCUACAACAUCUGGAGAAGACGUACGAGACUUCACGAAGGUGCUGAAGAAUAAGUUUAGAUCAAAGAAAUACUUUGCCAAACAUCCUCGGCUUGGCUACCUGCCUGUCCAGACAGUUCUUGAAGGUGACAACUUGGAGACUCCUAUCACACUCAUCAGUAUGUGGCCAGAGCACUAUGACCCUUCGCAGUCUCCUCAGCUGUUCCAUGAUGAUACCCAUUCAAGAAUAGAACAGUAUGCCACACGACUGGCCCAAAUGGAAAGGACGAAUGGGUCUUUCCUCACUGAUAGCAGCUCUACCACAGGAAGUGUGGAGGAUGAGCAUGCCCUUAUCCAGCAGUACUGCCAGACGCUUGGCGGGGAGUCGCCGGUGAGCCAGCCCCAGAGCCCAGCGCAGAUCCUGAAGUCGGUAGAAAGGGAAGAACGCGGAGAACUGGAGCGGAUCAUUGCGGACCUGGAGGAGGAACAGAGAAAUCUGCAGGUGGAAUAUGAGCAGCUAAAGGACCAGCACCUGAGGAGGGGGCUCCCUGUCGGUUUACCUCCAGACUCUGUUGUAUCUCCUCAUCACACGUCCGAGGAUUCAGAACUUAUAGCAGAAGCAAAACUCCUGAGGCAGCACAAAGGGCGGCUGGAGGCUCGGAUGCAGAUUUUAGAAGAUCACAAUAAACAGCUGGAGUCUCAGCUCCACCGACUUCGGCAGCUGCUGGAGCAGCCUGAAUCUGAUUCCCGAAUUAAUGGAGUUUCCCCCUGGGCUUCCCCUCAGCGAGCUGCACUGAGCCACUCCUUGGACCCAGACCCCAGUCCACAGUUGCACCAAGCAGCGGCCGAGGACCUGCUGGCGCCCCCUCACGACACCAGCACGGACCUCACGGAGGUUAUGGAGCAGAUCAACAGUUCAUUCCCGUCUUGCUGCCCAAAUCUCCCCAGCAGGCCACAGGCAAUGUGAAGUAUUCAUCUAGCCAAGCAACAUUUCCUGACUUACACUAUCGCCCUUUCCAGCAAAUGCCAGGUCCAAGCUCCAUUUAAUCAGAAGUUCCAUGGCUCCUUGAAACAUGCUGUUGCGUGCUGACUGUGUUCUACUGAAGGAGUAAAACACUGACUAUCCAAAGAGAAAAGGAUAUUUUGGUUUUUAUAAAAAUCAUGUAUUAUUGUUUUUUUCUUCCCUUUCUAUGCAACUGUAAAUUGAUGAACAGAGUGGUAUUUGGAAAUGAUAAUACAUUUGUCACUGAUUUGUAUACUGUAUACAGCAUUGGGAAAGCGGGUGGGGGCUUUCUAUUAUGAUACCUUCUUUUUAAUAACCAUGGCAGAAAUUGCAUACGAAUUAGAAGACAAUGUUACAUUAUUACAUUCCUUCAUAUUAACCUUGUACCAUAACUUCAUUUAUGUCUUCAGCUACUUUCACCAUUAUGUUUUGGUUAUUUAUAAUUCAUCAGCCACAUGACCAAAUAGAUUUCCUGUAUUUGUUUUCAUGGUUUGGCCAAAUUAAUAAGUUUAUAUAUUUCAGUCAGUUAUAUUCUAUGUGUAUGUGUUAGGCUACAGCUCUGUGUAUACUGCUUAACUUUAUUUGACAUCAUACACUUACUUCUUUAGCAACCAGUUGGAUAGCCACAAUCCGAAUCCUGUGGGCCUAACUGGCAUUUCUCCUGGUAAUUUCUUUUUCCUCCCUGCAUUUUAUUUUCUUGCUCUUUCUAAAUGCUCUUGAUUUCUUUAUUUAUUUCAUGUCCCACUUUAUAUGAUGGAGACUUAAAGCAGGAUUAUAGUAAUCUCAAAGAUCGUUUUACCAAAGGUUGCCCAUUUAAGCAUACUUUCAUUUUGCCAUAGAAACAACCCCUUGGCACAGCCUUUCCUAGUUCCCGGGUCUUGAUUUUCAUCAUUAAGUACACAGCAGAACUUGACCUAAUUGUAAUACCGGAACACAUUGUUGCCUUCCAUUCCCUUCGAAGAGAAUUUUAUUGUUGUUUAUGUAUAUUUAAGCCCUUUAUAAUUCUUGAAACUCCCAGUUAUUUUCUUUCUGAAAGCAGACACAAAUUUAAUGCACGUCUCAUUUUACCUUUUGGGUAAAUGAACAGAUGUUCUAUUAGCCUUCCUGUGGUCCAUACAUUUGGGGAGGAUGUUUAUCAAAAGCCUAUGUCACUGCUUCUUCAGAAGAAGGAAAUUCAUGCUUAGAUGUUCAGACCCUGCCUAGACUUUGAGUGCAUUCAAUUAGGCAUUUGGUUCAGCUUCUGAUUUCGCAUUUAAUUGAUUCAGUUUAAACAUGUUACAUAAUUACCAAACGUAGAGAAACCAAAAAAAAAAAAAAUUUAACGUGUUUUGAUUCAAGUAUAUGUGCUUUUAAAACAUCAGGACAUUUUGACUUUGGGUUCUCUUUUACUGGGAUCUGGCCAGAAGGAGGCUUAAAGUUAGAAAUUCCUAUUCUUUUAGAAUAGGUUGGGUGGGUUGGGGGGCAAGGGUGUCUAUUUGCAGCAUAGAUAUUUUGAGAAGAAGAAAAUUGUUUUAUACAAGAGGAAAGCCAUGACCACCUUUCUACCUCAAAUCCAUCUUCAUCCAUUGUGUUGGAAAUAGCUUUAUGCCGCUAUAGUCUGCAAAAUCUAGAGCUUUUAUCAGGCCACAUCAUACCCAAGAAAAUUACCUAUUUAAAGAAAACAGAAAUUCCCUGAACUCUGAACUACAAGUUGUAGAUUUGGUGUCUUCCUUGUUCUUAGUUUGAAAAGCUAUGUAUUAAUUUUUUUCUGCCUGUAAUUGUGUGCAACACGUCCUCUCUCUGCUAUUAAGGAAAAACUACACAAAACACUACAUUGUAACCUUCUGUGUAAUAAUAAAUUAAAAGAAAUAUAUUGCAGUAAAAACAAAGGGAAAUAAGUAUGUAGUUCUUUUGAAAUCUGUGGUAAAGAACUAAUCAUAGACUAUCAUCUAAUCUGGUUACAUGUUGUAUUUUUCAUCCUGAAUAAAAUUAAUUUUAACACAAGA